Molecule: messenger RNA, 4584 nt
Organism: Cottoperca gobio
Lineage: Eukaryota; Metazoa; Chordata; Actinopteri; Perciformes; Bovichtidae
Gene: sim1a
Product: SIM bHLH transcription factor 1a
Exons: 12
Coding region: 439-2721 (760 amino acids)
Biological process (GO): regulation of transcription by RNA polymerase II
Molecular function (GO): protein dimerization activity; DNA-binding transcription factor activity, RNA polymerase II-specific; RNA polymerase II transcription regulatory region sequence-specific DNA binding
Source: RefSeq, a predicted model, not a curated record
GCCUGCAGCACUGAGGAGGCUCUGGAUGUGCUGCUAUCCAUAAAGUCACAGAGGAUGGAAGAUAUGCGAAUGCUGGGCUUUAUGGAGAUUCUGCCUGGAGACUUUGAAGCCCAACAGGCGUCGGUUUAGCAAACUGUCGGCUAUCUGUCGGCCUCAUGUCCCCAGCGGUUCCACAGUCCCUUUGAACAUCAGGUAGGAUGGAUCCCAGUGAGCGCUGAGUCCUCCAAUGGGCUGACCACAGCGCCGCUGUAAUCCUCAGAAAUCCAGGAAUUAGCCGCGUCCUGCUCGUCACCAAACACCGGAACACCUGGAAAUAUGGGGAUGUGUUCACGCGCCAGCAGCUGUGGAUUUUAGGCCGAGUACAGUGAGAAAUCUAGUUGGAUGUGUGGAGACAGCGGGAUGAGAGUGGAAGAGAGUCUGUGAAGCAGAGACGACAACAUGAAGGAGAAAUCUAAAAAUGCUGCCCGGACCCGAAGGGAAAAGGAAAAUAGUGAAUUUUAUGAACUGGCCAAACUAUUGCCGCUUCCGUCCGCUAUCACCUCCCAGCUGGAUAAAGCCUCAAUCAUCCGACUGACAACAAGCUACCUGAAAAUGAGAAUAGUCUUUCCUGAAGGCCUCGGGGAGUCCUGGGGUCAUGUGAGUCGCAGCACUCUGGAUGGAGUCACCCAGGAACUAGGUUCCCAUCUCUUACAGACAUUAGAUGGCUUUAUCUUUGUGGUUGCUCCAGAUGGGAAAAUAAUGUACAUAUCAGAGACAGCUUCUGUCCACUUGGGCCUGUCGCAGGUAGAGUUGACGGGAAACAGCAUAUAUGAAUACAUCCAUCCAGCAGACCAUGAUGAAAUGACGGCCGUCCUUACAGCACACCAGCCUUACCAUUCACACUUUGUUCACGAAUAUGAGAUGGAACGCUCCUUCUUUCUGAGAAUGAAAUGUGUCCUUGCUAAGAGAAAUGCUGGUCUUACCUGUGGAGGCUACAAGGUGAUCCACUGUAGUGGCUACCUGAAGAUCCGUCAGUACAGCCUGGAUAUGUCUCCGUUUGACGGCUGCUAUCAGAACGUGGGGCUGGUGGCUGUCGGUCACUCACUGCCACCCAGCGCUGUCACUGAGAUCAAACUGCACAGCAACAUGUUCAUGUUCAGAGCCAGCCUGGACAUGAAGCUCAUCUUCCUUGACUCACGGGUUGCAGAGCUGACAGGCUACGAGCCUCAGGAUCUAAUAGAGAAGACUCUCUAUCAUCAUGUCCACAGCUGUGACUCCUUCCACCUGAGAUGUGCUCAUCACUUGUUGCUGGUGAAAGGUCAGGUCACCACUAAGUAUUACCGUUUCUUGGCCAAGCCUGGUGGCUGGGUCUGGGUUCAGAGUUAUGCAACCAUUGUACACAACAGCCGCUCAUCCCGACCUCACUGCAUCGUCAGUGUCAACUAUGUUCUCACGGAGACGGAGUAUAAAGGCCUCCAGCUUUCUCUGGACCAAGCCACGUCCAAGGCCUCCUUCCCCUACAGCAGCACCGCCAGCCUUACGGAGAAUUGCAGAACUCCCAAGAUCAGAGUAUCCCGGCCCAAGACCAAAACAAGACUCUCGCCAUACACACAGUAUCCUAGUUUCCAGACGGAGCGGUCAGAGUCUGACCAGGACAGUCCAUGGGGCAGCAGCCCCCUCACCGACACAGCCUCACCUCAGCUGCUGGAGCACAGUGAAGGCCUGGAUGCCUCCUGUGUGUACAGGCAGUUCACUGAUCCCCACACCCUCUGCUACAGCUUGUCUGAAGAGCACCAUCACCCCAACAGCGAUGGCUACACACACCUCCACCCACAUGGUCAAGGUCAGAGUUGUGAGCGAGGUCGAUGUGAAGCGGGCCGAUAUUUUCUAGGAGCACCUCCAUCAGGCAGGGACCCGUGGUGGGGCACCACCCGGUCCGUCCUACCGUUGAGCAAGAGCUCCUUGGAGAACCACGAGGGACAGCACAGCAGUGUGCCGCACAUCACAGCCAUCCACAGUUACCAUGGCCGGGGCCACUGGGACGAGGAAAGUGUAGUCAGCUCUCCAGAUGGAGGCUCAGCCAGUGACUCAGGGGAUCGGUACCAAGCGGACCACUACCGCUGUAGCUCGCAGGAACCCAGCAAGAUCGAGACACUGAUCCGAGCCACGCAGCAGAUGAUCAAGGAAGAAGAAUGUCGACUUCAGCAGCGCAAGAGCCCUCCAGAUGGACCACUGGGGCCUGCCAAUGGGCUGCCCAAGGGCCCUGGUCAAUGCUUCACUUCCGAGUAUACUCAAGGGCCCCUGCCACUACAGACAGUGUGUCGAGGUUUGAGUCAGGUGAUCAGCCCUGCGCCUAGUCCCGCACCCUUGUCCAGGCUCAGUAGUCCAGGUUCUGAGCGCCUCCACAAGCCCAAAGACUACCUCCAAACAGACCUAUCCCCCCUUUCUUUGCCAUUACACCACCCAUUAGGUCGGUCGAGUCAGUGCUCGGCUUCCCCCACCUCUGCCGCCGUCCACUACCCCUCCCACACCCACCCACGGCCCUACAUGGACAAGCAUAAAACCUACUCCCUGACAGGCUACGCUCUGGAGCAUCUCUAUGACCCGGAGAGCCUCCGAGGCUACUGCACCUCCGCCAGCACAGGCCCCACCCACUAUGAUGUGACCCCUCACCUCCGCAUACCGGCAGAGCAGACCCCCGGACAUAAAGGCACCUCUGUCAUUAUCAGCAAUGGCAGCUAACACUCAUUUAACACACGCAGAGGGACUGCGGUGACACAGCCUGAGCUGGUUAGCUCUGUUACAACAUGAAGCCAUCGUCAGUCUGGAUCCUGUUAGCCUGUUUUUCCACCAUACUGAUCACUUUCUUCAAAUUGUUGCUUCAUUGUAGAGCUACAUUGUGCCUGUAUUCCCCCCCAAUCGUCACUCAAACAUCAAUUUCUAAACUCUGCAAAAGAACAUGUAAGAACAGUACAUGUUUCUCUGAAUAUGUGAAUAUUCUCAAGAUGGAACAACAAGAUCACAUAAUUAUAGUAGUGCUUGUGCUUCUGGUAAAUAAUGCUAUUGUACUGCAGCUUUUCAUCUAAGACUUUAUUUUACAUGGAUACAUUUGUUUGCUUCCUCUGGCCCAAAAUGCAUGCAAAGAUUUUCAAGAAAGUAGGACCCAAUCCGAAAGGGACCUUAAGAUCGUCGUACCUGAUCUGAAUACACCAAAGGAAAAUUAGACCUGUUCCAAGCGUGACCCAAAAAGACCCAAAUAGAGAGAAAACACCAACACUGGUAGCAGCAUGAGGGCAUGGUCACACGUGCAAAAUUGACAAUGUCGAAGAUUCUUAUCUGGUUCACUUUCAUUCUAUGCGAGCUAAGGGCCUAAUAAAAUAUUUGUUUUCGAUGGCAAAACAAAUGAGCAUUUUGCAUUGCAUGGUGUUACAUUUUGGUGAACUUUGACCUGCAAAGUCGCAACCUCAACCAAUAGCAAUGUGUCAACAAGUCUUCCAAAAUAAACGACAAAAUUAAUAAAAAAUAUGGGGGGAGUAAGACAUAGUGUAGGUCACAGUUGAGUCCCAAAAACAAACAAAACUGAUCAGUAUGACAGAAAAAAUGGAAAACGGACCACUACCGCUGUAGAAAAUGGCUGGACUUCUGCUUUUACAGUGUGUGUAACCUUUUGCACUAUAAGAGAUUGAGACUUUGUGAAGAGGUCUCCUUGUUUUUCAAUGCAUUUGGAUGAAAAGUAAUAACAGGGUUGGGUAUGGUGUUUAUUGCAGUAAUGCACAGGUUGGCCCUGAAAUAAAGCGUACAUGAAUUUAACCUUCACGGACUAAUAUGCAAAGCCAUUCUCUCAAUGUUUCUUUUCUCUCAGUGUUGGUAUCUUGCAGGAAGGUAAUUACAUUUAAGAAAAAGGUUUAUCCAUGAUAACUGUCAUGGAUGUAUGAAAAUAUGAUUAUACAGUGAGAACCAUGGAUACUGAAUGGACAUAUUUUAAUGGGUAACAUAGGACGUCUGCUGCUUUGAUAUUUGAUAUAGUAUCUGAUUGGCAGGAGAAUAAAAUGACCUGAUAUACAUUUUACAACAUUUGUUUUUUAAAACCAUAAACUUAAGUAUCAUCCAAGAUAUGGGACAUAUUGUGUUGUUUUGUUUUGUUUUUCUGUGGUAAUAAUUUCUGAGACUUGACUGUAAGAAGACUGACAGAUUAUAUGCAACCUGUAGGAAUGCCAGCUCAGGCAGCUUGAUUGCGUUUAUCCCUGAAGCAACUGUUAUUAAUAGUUAUGUGGGCAACAGGAUUCAAGUUUGAUCCUGAAUUUUUUUCUUCAUGUCCUCAGUCCUUAGAUGAACCUAUAUUUAUACAAGUUUUGAUUUUUUUUUUCAUUUUGCCAAAGCCUGAAAUGUGCUCCAACCCCUAAAGUUAUUUAUGGUGUAAAUAUGCUCAGAAAAGAAAAUCGCACCACAUUUAAGCACAUGGGCAAAACACUGUAUUUAUUGAGUAAAUGUUUCUUUAUGAUUUUGAAAUAUUGCUGCAAUCAAAUCCAGUCUGCUUCUAUAUUGAGUGUGUUUUUGACUGAAGCAAAUUCUAAAAGAGGACAAAAUAAAAUCAUUUUGCAGAGA